AUGGUCCUCAAACUCUACGCAGCUCCUCUGUCCACCGCCUCCCUCCGUGUUGCUCAGGUUCUUCACGAGAAGGAGGUUCCCUUCGAGUUCCACCCUGUAGAUCUCCAGAAGAAGGAACAGAAGGCUCCCGAAUACCUGGAGAAGCAGCCAUUCGGUCAAGUUCCCUACAUUGACGACGACGGAUUUGUUCUCUACGAAUCUCGAGCCAUUGGCCGAUACCUUGCCCUGAAGUACGCUAACCAGGGUACUCCUCUUGUACCGGACAUCAACGAUGUCAAGGCUUGGUCUUUGUUCGAGCAAGCAGCCUCCAACGAAUACGCCAACUUUGAGUCCAUCGCUGUGAAGAUUGUCUACGAGAAGGUCUUCAAGGCUCGAGUUGGUCAAGAACCUGAUCAAGCGCUCUACGAUGCCGCGGUAUCACAACUCUCUGCCAAGCUGGACGUUUACGAGCAGAUUUUGUCCAAGCAACCUUACCUGACGGGAGAUAAUGUCACACUCGCCGAUCUGUACCAUAUUCCAUUUGGAACCCGGCUCUAUCUUGCAGAAGCUGGCCACCUCAUCGAUUCGAGACCUAAUGUCUCCAGAUGGUUCAAGAGCUUGACCGCGCGCCCAUCUUGGGAGGCUGUCAAGAACGGUAUCAAGAGCACAGCGCCAUGA
Coprinopsis cinerea okayama7#130 is the source of this 657-nucleotide messenger RNA. Its product is annotated as glutathione S-transferase. The record is from RefSeq and is a predicted model, not a curated record. Gene Ontology annotation, molecular function: glutathione transferase activity; glutathione binding. The transcript is spliced from 4 exons. Lineage: Eukaryota; Fungi; Basidiomycota; Agaricomycetes; Agaricales; Psathyrellaceae. Gene Ontology annotation, cellular component: cytoplasm. The coding region runs from base 1 to 657 and encodes 218 amino acids.